AUGAGCAGUCUAGUGACCAAUGCGGAAGCUUUUACUUCGUCCGACAUCUACGAGAAGUACAAGGACUUCGUGUUGCGGUUGACCGCGCGCGAUCCACGUCGACAGCGGCUGUUUCAAGCGUCGUUCGAGAUGUUUGCUCUCGAACAAGCCAACUUCGAUAGCAGCAGUGACGAUGACCUGUCGGCCCCUCGCACUUCUCCACCAGAUUCCGAUGACGAAGUCGAAGUUGAGUCGACGCCGAAGCGCGGUCAGAAGCGCGAGGUCGAGAGUCUGGUAAAGCCAAGGUCGGUCGCUCCCAGCACUCCUCGGGCCCCAAUCGUGCUUGAUGCCGAGGCGUUGAAGCGACUGGACCACCGAUUGCGGCAAUUUUGGGAACGACAUGCCAAGGUGGUGUGGUCUCGAUAUUUCUGGAUCGGGUAUGGGCAUUACCGCGAGGCAGGCUACGUGGUUGAUCAAUCCGCGAACCAUCCCAAGGCGGACCUGAGCCGCGCCAAGAAGGCGUGGCUGCUCCUGGUGACGGACUUGUAUCGCAUGGAAGGGCACAGUGUCUUCCAGUACCUGUAUGAAGCAGUGCGCGGGUCGGAUGUCGUACUCGACUAUUUGGCACUCAACGGAUCGAAGCGUUGGCCCGACUUCGCGGCUUUCCCAGAAUUCAUGUCACGCACCAAGUUCAGCCAAUAUUCGUUGUGGGCCCGCGACACUCACUCCAAGGGCUUUGCGUGGUGCGGGGAGUUAUUUGAGACAGCGGGAUCACGAGGAUGGGCCCGUCGGACGGCGCCAUUUCCAUACGUCCGGCACGACAGUCAAGGCAUUUUCUGUCCUCCGUGUUGGCUCCGGGAACAGUCUACGACCGAGAAGAACCAGACCGGGCGCUACGCAGUGUUGCCUGACCAUCAGCGGGUCGAGUUGUUGUCGGAUCACUCAGCCGUAGUGGGUUCGGGCAUAUCCGGGCUGCCAGGAGGCGGAUCGCCGUCGUCGGCCAUUACUUUGUAG
Messenger RNA from Aphanomyces invadans, 993 nucleotides. RefSeq lists its product as hypothetical. The record is from RefSeq and is a predicted model, not a curated record. The transcript is spliced from 5 exons. Lineage: Eukaryota; Oomycota; Saprolegniomycetes; Saprolegniales; Verrucalvaceae. Bases 1 to 993 code for a protein of 330 amino acids.